Molecule: messenger RNA, 2581 nt
Organism: Dendrobium catenatum
Lineage: Eukaryota; Viridiplantae; Streptophyta; Magnoliopsida; Asparagales; Orchidaceae
Exons: 1
Coding region: 647-2188 (513 amino acids)
Source: RefSeq, a predicted model, not a curated record
UGCGCUCGCUGGCGCGCGCGCUCUCUUUCUCUCUCUUCGCUGCACUGUACUGUUCUUUAUCUCUCUCGCUCUCUCUCUUUACGAUACUGGCAUUGGCGGAGGGGAGCGGCGCAGAUGCUUGCACCGCCGUUUGGUUUGGAUCGAAGAGUUAGUGAGAUUUCUUCAACGUUUUCAACGAUUACGACUAGGGUUAGGGUUUAUAAUUUUCCCCGUCCCUUUCCGUCUCUAUCGUUGGCUGGCUUUUGUACUGUAGAUCGGGAAAUAGUUUGUUUUCUCCGAUACCGGCAUUCCCGAGGCCUAGCCUGUUUCUUAUUUCCCUUUCCUUGCUCUUUUUCUUUUUGUUUGAUCGUUUCCACCGAUGAGAGAUUUGUAUUGUUGUUAUUCUGAUUGUUGUUUUCGUUGUUUUCUUCGGGAAAGUCGGUUGGGUUUGGGGGAAUUCUUCUUUGUUAUGUUACUAUUCACUAUUAUUUGAUGCUGGUAUUUAUGGAAUGGGCUCGUGUGGGUUUUUUUGGGAAUACUCAGCAUACUCGGUGUGUUGGAAAUCUGAUAAAUCCACCAGGGAUAUAGUAAUUUCGUGGAGGGGGGUAGUUCAGCAUCGAAAGGAAGGAGGAAGAUUAGUGAUUUGAUAGAGAGAUAAAAGAGAAACAUGGGUGAAUCCCUUCUGUCUUCCCUUUCGAUGAAGAGCCACCAUCUUUCCACCGCACUGUCAAUUGAGCCCACAGGUGCCGGUGCAAACACCAUGUGUCCUUCCAAUGAGAACACCGAACGCGAGCUCUUGAUCCAGCCACGUCAACAGAUGGCCCUCUCCCGUCCCGCACCUGAUAUCAACCUGCCCCUCUCUGCUGAACGGUCCCCUCCACCACUUUUCUGGAGCUCAGAUGCCUUUGAAACCAUAGACGUUAGCCUUGGCCCUCAGAUCUAUGAGGCAGAAGCUACUGUCCUCCAUCUCCCUAGACUCUGCAACCGCAAGUGCGUGAAGAGGGGGGACAGCAUUUGGGGAGCGUGGUUCUUUUUCAAUUACUACUUCAAACCCAUUCUCUCUGUGAAGUCCAAGGCAAAGGUCAUCCAUGACUGUAAUGGGUUCUCUGAUUUUGAAAAAUCUGAUCUGAAACUUGAUGCUUUCCUUGUCCAACAUGAUAUGGAGAAUAUGUACAUGUGGGUUUUCAAGGAGAGGCCUGAGAAUUCAUUGGGCAAGAUGCAGCUACGAAGCUACAUGAAUGGGCACUGUCGCCUUGGUGAACCUCGAUUCCCUUUCAUUGCUGACAGGGGGUUUGUCCGAUCCCACCGGAUGCAACGGAAGCAUUACCGGGGUUUGUCGAACCCACAGUGCAUCCAUGGAAUUGAGGUUGUGAGGCAGCCCAUUUUGACCAGCGUUUCUGACGCGGAUCAGAAGAAAUGGAUUGAGCUUACAGGAAGGGACCUUAACUUCACAAUACCACUAGAGGCUAGUGAUUUUGGGUCUUGGAGAAAUCUUCCAAGCAUGGAUUUUGAGCUUGAGAGACCUCUUCUGUUGAAGAACAGUAUACAUCCCAAUCCAAGAAGACCACUAGGUGGAUCUGACUUGAAUCUAUCAACUGAGCCAUUGAAUCACGAUUUGAUGGAACUUUCUCCACAUUCCAACAAACGCAAGAAGGAUUUAUUCCCUCAGGCUAUGGAUGAUGAUUGCUGCUUGCCUUCCAAUCCUUAUUUAGAGAGGUCGCAACAUAUGGACAUCCACCCUGGUGAGCCUUCUUGGAUCAAUGAAUUUAGCGGGUUGAUGAGGCAUGUAUACGGUCCAGUUACUGCUGCCAAAACAAUAUAUGAAGAUGAUGAUGGCUAUCUUAUAGUGGUGAGUUUGCCCUUCUCUGAUCAGCAGCGGGUGAAGGUUUGUUGGAGGAACAGCCUCAAUCAUGGAGUUGUAAAGAUAUCUUGUGUCAGCACUGGACGGACGCCUUUUCUGAAGAGACACGAUAGAACAUUUAAACUAGCAGAUUCUUCUGCUGAGCACUGUCCUCCUGGGGAGUUUGUAAGAGAAAUUCCUCUGGCAACUCGAAUUCCAGAGGAUGCUAAUAUAGAAGCUUACUAUGAUGAGACUGGCUCCAUCCUUGAGAUCAUGGUUCCUAAGCAUCGCGUUGGGCCGGAAGAACAUGAAGUUCAUGUGUCCAUGCGCCCUCCUCAUCUGGAUACAAAUGAGCUUAUGUUGACUUGAGAAUAUUAUGAUUGAAGCCUGCAAUACUGGUUGCUGUGGCCAAGUUUCUGGUAUUUACUAACUAUGAUAUCAUUCAAAGAAGCUCAUGAAGGGAUCAUUAGUCCCCAUUUCAGGCACUUUGGUUUACUUAUUUGUUAUAAUUAAAUUUGGUUUUCUUCUUCCUUAGAAUUUGGAGCUGAAGGCCCUCCCAUAUUUCUCCAAACAGCCAUGGUAUGUGUUUGUUUUGAAUACCUCUUUUUCAUAAGUGGAUAUGCACAGUGAGAUAAGUUGGUGUGGAAAUUAGCUCUAUUUGUUUUAUCGGCAACCUUUUCUUUGUUUGGUUGUCUUGUACCUGUAGUUUUCUUGUCUUGUACUAUUAGCUUUCUCCCAAAUUGAUUGGAUAAGUUGGUGUUU